AUGGCGUUACACGUCGCUUCUCCAACACCGCUCUCGACAGCCUCGCUCUUCGACGAUGACUGGAAGAACUGUGGUGGUGAUAUCGGAGACCUAGGAGCGAUCGCAGCGUUCAACGACACCUUUUACGCCCACCGCUUCGGCUCAAGCAACCAGACAGGCCCCGGAAGCGAGAUCGACCCUCAAUUGCUCAGCAGUGCCCCUUCACCGGCCAGUACGCAUACAGCCUUCGAUAGUUACAGCCAUGACCAUCAAAACGUUGGCAGUCUGGAUACAAGUAUGUUCGGCUUCUACGCGCCUUCGAACUCCUCCCAUGGAGCGGUUCCAGCAGCCUCGCCGUACUUGCAGCAAACCUGGGGUCCUUUCGGACCACCCCACCAGCAGCGCUCGUUCCAGACUUCACCGCAUCUCCACCCUCAGCUCCAUCGUCGGUCAAUCUCUGAGCCACCAGAACAACACCACAUGCCGUGGCCCCCGCAGCCCCAACCCGUCCCCACCUUCACGCGCUCUGGCACGCCGCUCGGCAUCCCAAGACAGAUGAAUGGUCAGAUCAACAGAGCUUCGUCCAAAAGGCAGCCGCCUUAUCGACAGCACUUCUCAGUGGCAAAGAGACAGGCGCCACGACAAGAAAGAUAUCAGCUCCGGCGUACGCAGACACAGCCGAUCCGAGGUCCAGGAGGCCCAACGAGCGUUCCGCCAUCGCACGUCCAUCAAUCGCCACCAGUACCGCAGAUGAUGAUGUCGCAGCCAGCAUUGAUGCCGCCUCCACCGCCACCGCCGCCGCAAGCACAAAUGGUCAGCUCGCGCGUAUGCACGCCAGGCCCGCCGCCAGCACAUGGCUUGAACGAGGACAACACCAAUGGACAUGCGUCGCCUUCGCCAACGUCAGGCCCAGCGCAGAGGCAAAUUGGCGUCCAGAUCCCGUUAACGCUUGACGAGCUCAAAGCCAUGAUCAAAGGUGCUGUGCAGGAAGCCGUGAAAGCUUCUUUGGCAGAGCUGUCUCGUGGUACAGCAUCGGCGCCGGUUGACGAAACGGCUGCAAGCGAGGAGACAGCAGGGUCAGAGGUUCCGAGUGCGACGGAUGAAGACAAGGACGAUGACACAAUCCAGGUCUGCUAUGGGAUGGAGGGCGUACGCAAUUCGAUUGAGGUGGAUGAUGGGCUUUUCUGA
Saxophila tyrrhenica is the source of this 1167-nucleotide messenger RNA. RefSeq lists its product as uncharacterized. The transcript has a single exon. The record is from RefSeq and is a predicted model, not a curated record. NCBI's taxonomy places the organism in Eukaryota, Fungi, Ascomycota, Dothideomycetes, Mycosphaerellales, Extremaceae. The coding region runs from base 1 to 1167 and encodes 388 amino acids.